CAGUGGGCGGGGCUAGUUUCCGGUGCUUAGUCGAGGUGCAUGACGGGAGCUUGCCGGACGGGAUGCAGUCAGGUGCCAACAUGGCCGUUGCGGCGUGCAGCAGCCACGUGAGCGUCUCAACACGCGGCGGCUAAUCCCGGCUCAAAUGUCCGCUCUGUUAUUUUGACCUCUUCACCCCACAGCUGAAAUAAUGAGGCGGAGUCACAUGACCCACGCAGGUUGCCAAAAAAAGCCCCUCCGUUGGCGGGAUGACUUCAGGGAGGCUGCAGCUUGUCGGGUGACUAGAAGGUCAAAGGUUAAACUAACUUCACUGUGUGUGUGUGUUUAGACACAGGGUAUCACAUCAAUGAUGCCCCGCCCACUUCCUGUCCUGGAUGCAGAUAACAGAAUGUGAUGCGCCACAGGUGGUGAGGACCUUGAUGAACGUGUUGUGGUCCAAACAUUAGGAACAGUCCUCCAACACGUCAUGUCAUGUCACGGCGCCGCGCAGCCAUCAUGCUGAUCUUCAUCACGUUCGGAAUGUCGGAAUGAGCAACACGAAUUUUUAUUCCGUCAACGUCUUCUCUCGUUACCGUGGAGCAGGUGCAUGCUGGGAGCCGGCCAAGAUGAAUUCCUGCGUGUCCACCUGCAGCCAGGUCACAUGACACGGCCAAGCUCCACCCAGCACGUCCACCAAAUCAAGACCCAGUCAGCCUCUCCUCAUCAGGUCGUCUUCAUCCAAGGAAUAAAAUCUUAUUUUUGGACUUUUGGAGAAAACGGUGAAGAGAUGGCUCUGCUGCUUCUCGCCGGAGUUUACUUCCUGGUUUCGUGGUCAUCAGCAACACAACCCUUGACCUGCGAGACCCGGGGGGCUGACCUGGCCCAGGAGACGGUGGCGGUCUCGUGUCCGGCGGACUGCAUCGGACGCAGACUGUCUGUGUUCGGUACGGGCGUCUACGCCGCCAUCUCGUCCGUCUGCGGCGCUGCUCUGCACAGCGGCACGGUGGGCGCAUCCGGGGGCGUGGUCGAGGUGGAGAGGUUGCCGGGGCGACACCCGUACAUUCGCUCCUUCGCCAACGGCAUCCAGUCGCAGGCCUUGUCUCGAUGGGGCUCCUCCUUCAGGCUCAGCGAGCACCUUGAGCAACCUCAGCAGAUCAUUAACGACGCCAGCGCCGCCACCGCCGCAGCCGCCACGACGCUGCCAGCAGCCAAGAAAGCCUUGAAGAAGUCAUCGCUCAAAAAGGUUCUUCCAGGAGGAAAUAAAGACUGUCAAAUGGACAUCGUGGUGGUGAUUGACAGCAGUGACAACAUCGGGCGGCGGCGCUUCAACCUGCAGAAGAACUUUGUCAGCAAACUUGCCGCCAUGUUGAAAGUUGGAACGUCUGGACCACAUGUCGGUCUCGUUCAGGCCAGUGAUGCUCCCAGAACCGAAUUCCUGCUGAGUAACUUCACGCACAGUAAAGAUCUUCAGUUUGCCAUCAAAGAGCUUACACACCUGGGAGGACAUACUAACACAGGGAAGGCCAUCAUGCAUGCAGCCCAGACGUCGUUCACGCAGGAGAGUGGUGGGAGGCGGGGCCACCCUCGUGUGAUGUUAGUGUUGAUUGACGGCUGGCCCUCGGAUGACCUGGAGCGGGCGGCCAUGUUGGCAAGAGAGUCCGGCAUCAACGUCUUCCUGGCGUCCGUCGCCAAGCCCUCCGCCGACGAGCUCGCCAUGGUGCGGGACCACGACUUCACCAAGAAGGCGGUGUGCAAAGACAACGGUUUCUUCAGCUAUCACAUCUCCAGCUGGUUCAGCACCACCAAACACGUCAAACCUCUCACGCAGAGACUCUGCUCGCUGGACGGCCUUCUCUGCAGUCGGACAUGUUUCAAUUCGGUCAACAUCGGAUUUCUGAUUGACGGGUCGUCAAGCGUCGGAGACCCUAACUUUCGUCUGAUGUUGGACUUCCUUGCGGCCAUCGCCACCAAGUUUGACAUCUCAGACGUUGGCGCUCAUGUCGGCGCCGUGCAGUUCACUUACGACCAGCGUCUGGAGUUUGGCAUGUCGGAGUACACCACCAAAGAUGGCGUCCUGAGCGCCCUGAGGAGGAUCCCCUACAUGAGCGGCGGUACGGCCACAGGACACGCCAUCACCUACGCCGCCCAGAACUUGUUCAGGCGAACCGGACCAGGACGCAACUUCCUCAUUGUGGUGACUGACGGCCAAUCAUACGACAACGUGGGCACGCCGGCAUCGGCCGCUCAGAAUCAAGGCAUCACCAUGUACUCAGUGGGCGUGGCCUGGGCACCCCCGGAUGACCUGAAGUCCAUGGCGUCGGCACCUAAAGAAAGCCACACCUUCUUCACCAGAGAGUUCACCGGAUUGGCCGAACUGGUGGAUCCCGUGGUACGAGGAAUCUGUCACGACUUCAGCGUCAAAAACUGAAUCCCACGCACAUGCCGCGUGCUCAUGCUAUGUAGCCCGUGUACAAACCGUGAUGAUGACAUCAUCACCACUUUGCGUAUUUCCUCUACGAGCAGACUUUUAUCUUGUAACUUCCUGUAUUGAAACUUGAUCAUUGAUGUCUGUUCAUAUUUAUUAUUUGUUUAUAUCCUAUAAACAUUUAUUUUAC
Molecule: messenger RNA, 2594 nt
Organism: Doryrhamphus excisus (bluestripe pipefish)
Lineage: Eukaryota; Metazoa; Chordata; Actinopteri; Syngnathiformes; Syngnathidae
Source: RefSeq, a predicted model, not a curated record